AUGGAAAGGAACAAACCACUUCUCUGUGUUGGUACACUCAGUAAUACUGUUUCCGAUUCACAGGUUGGAGAUGUGGGACCCAUACUUGAUAAGAUGGCUGUGGUGCUAGAGAAUAUUCCAACUAAUACAGUUGCAGCUAGGACAACAAUCUCUGCUGUUUAUCUAACUGCAAAGAUGAUAUCUUCUGUUCCUAAUGCUUUUCCUGAUGCUCUAUUUCACCAAUUACUCCUAGCAAUGGGCCACCCAGACCAUGAAACACGAGUUGGAGCACACAGCAUUUUCUCUUUGGUGCUUAUGCCAUCUCUGGUUGCUCCUUGGUUAGAGCAGAAAAUGAACCCUUUGCAAGCUGUUUCAGCAUCUGUUUCUACAUUGCAGAAGGUAAAGGAUGGAAGUUUCUCUAUUCAGGAUGAAGGGAAAGACACAGGAGUACCGUUGAAUGGAGAACUGGAGAAAGAGGGAUGUGAAUUAUCAGAUGUCUAUGAGAAGCAAUUUGAUCAAUCUUACGGCUUCAAGAGUGCUUUGACUUGUGGAAGAACAGAACUAACUUCCCUUCGGUUAAGUAGUCACCAAGUGAGUCUUCUGCUUUCAUCGAUUUGGGUUCAGGCAACAUCUGCAACGAAUACUCCUGAAAAUUUUGAGGCAAUGGCCCACACUUAUAACGUUGCUUUACUGUUCACACGAUCAAAGGCCUCCAGUCACAUGGCUUUAGCAAGAUGUUUCCAGCUGGCAUUCUCCAUUAGGGCUAUUUCCUUGGAUCUAGAUGGAGGUUUGCAUCCAUCUCGUAGAAGGUCUCUCUUUACAUUGGCAUCGUACAUGCUUGUAUUUUCAGCCCGGGCUGGUGACCUCCCAGAGCUUAUUCCCAUUUUUAAAGCAUCUUUGGAAGAUAAAAUGGUUGAUCCCUGUCUUCAGUUGGUUGACGAUACCUGGCUGCAGGCAGUUUCUAUUGAGUCUUAUAAGGAGAAGAUAUCAUAUGGAUCGUUGCAGGAGGAUGAAGUCGCUACAUUUAAUUCUCUGUCAGCAGUUGAAUUAGAUGACCAACUAUUAAAAGAAACCGUGAUAUCCCACUUCAUGACUAAAUUUGCAAAAUUGUCAGAGGAUGAAUUAUCUAGCAUCAAGAAGGAACUCUUACAGGGAUUUUCACCUGAUGAUGCAUUUCCAUUAGGAGCUCCACUAUUUAUGGAGACACCACGACCAUGUUCUCCUCUUGCCCAGAUUGACUUCCCUGAUUUUGAUGAGGUGAUGCCUCCAGGUUCCUUGACAGAUGAAGAAGCCUUCCCUGAACCAAGUGGAAGCCAGUCAGACCGCAAAACAUCACUCUCCAUCAAUACACUUGACAUUCUAAGUGUUAAUCAGCUCCUGGAUUCAGUCCUCGAAACAGCCCGACAAGUUGCAAGCUUCCCAGUUUCCACAACACCCAUACCUUAUGACCAAAUGAAGAGCCAGUGUGAAGCCCUUGUAACGGGUAAACAGCAAAAGAUGGCAGUUCUUCAUAGUUUCAAGCAUCAAGUGGAUGCCAAGGCGAUAGUCCUCUCCAGUGAAUUUGAUAACACAUGUCCCACUUUACCAACCACGGCAAUGGAACUUUCAGAAGGGGAUCUAAAGUUGAAAAACAAGGAGCAAGUUCGAGUACAGAAUCAACUUAUCCUCUGCUCACGUGAGAUUGGGCAGCAUUCUUUCAAAUUACCACCUUCAAGCCCUUACGACAAAUUCUUGAAAGCUGCUGGAUGCUAA
Molecule: messenger RNA, 1731 nt
Organism: Prunus armeniaca (apricot)
Lineage: Eukaryota; Viridiplantae; Streptophyta; Magnoliopsida; Rosales; Rosaceae
Source: the annotation of a GenBank genome assembly